Molecule: messenger RNA, 1355 nt
Organism: Caenorhabditis auriculariae
Lineage: Eukaryota; Metazoa; Nematoda; Chromadorea; Rhabditida; Rhabditidae
Source: the annotation of a GenBank genome assembly
AUGCGCGGUUUUCUAGUCAUGAAAACCAUUGUUUCGAUCAUACUGAUCAGCUGCGGAUGGUCUUCGUCGGCGGAGAUGUGCCGCGACUCCUUCUCGGCCCGCGCAACGGCCGAUGUCGUCAGAAGCGUCGUCGGUGCCGUGGCCGACGAAUCACGGGCGGAGGACGUCUUCGGAGAAGUUUGGCUCAACCUCAUCAUUCCUUCUAACAUCUCGGUCAAGGUGAGAAAUUAAAAAUAAAAAUUCUUUCUGUGGUCAAAACUGAAAAAAAAAGUUUCUGAUUGAAAGCUUUCUUCCACUAUUUAGACCAAUUAUUUUUCUUCUGGUUUUGAAAGAUCGAAAAUCAUCCUAACCAGGUCAAAAACGCCGAAUACUUUUUCAACGACGACCGCUUCUCUGCAAAAGACUCUUUUUCCUUCGAGGUGACUCAAUUUUUCGCGUUCCCGGUAGUCGUCGUGGAUCCACAAGAAGUUCCGGGUAAGUCCUGAAUUUUUCUUUUUUAGGGCUAUGAAGUUAUUUUAAGAAUGGAGAGCAGACUUGCCUGGAGACAGCGGGAAAUUGCUGAAGAAAAUCAGUCGGAAGUGUUCGAGAGGAGAAUAUUUAUGUGGGCUGGAAUGCUGCCCGAAUCUCGUCCAAGCCGUUCAAAACGUUUGAUAUUUUGUUCAGAACCCUUCAAGCCACCUUCGGUUUCCAGGACUUUAGUAUGAAAGCAGGUGGCUCGACAAUCAAUAGGACAACCGUGGUGAAGCGUGGAAACAUUGUUUACAAGCUUCAAUACAAACCGAACAAGGAGAACGUGACAUCUUGCGUCUAUCAUUUGUCCACGUAUGAUUCUUUGCAGAAAUAUACUGACCAAAAAAACGUCAAAGUAAUUGCCCCAACAUUAACGUUCCUCAUCCGAGUUUUUGAGCUGGAGUACAUCUACUACGAUUGCCCCAUUGAGGAGGACUGUUGCACCUUGAGCUGCAGAAGCUCUUCUCGUUCGUUUCUGGCUCUGGCUUCUAUUCUAUCCACUGAGCGUUCGUUUUUCACAAAAAUCUGGAGAAAAAAAAAACAGAAAUGAAAGACUACAGUUCAACAACCCCUUUUAUAGGUCUUGUUGACCGCUAUUUCUGGCCAUUCGUGGCCGUUUCCCUUUUCGUCGCUUUUCUCGUUGUUGUUUUCUGUCAUUGGUCAGUCACUGCGAUUUCUGAGUUAUUUUCGGAAACGAUUUCAGUCGGAACAGAAAAUGUAUGGCGAAACAAAUGAGGGUAAGCGCGACGGCGAGAAGUUCCAGCGAUCGACCGCUUCUGGAGACGCCGACGUCGGAUAUCGGCUGCGACUUCUCCACCUUGCCCAAGAGCAUUCCUAGGGCCUAG